UGGGAUUUCUCACAGCAAGCGCUACACCCUUCAAAUGCACCUUCUUAUUUCCUAUUUAAAAGUCCAGCGCAGAGCAGUUUGCUAGACUCCGCCUGAUGAACGUGCAGACAACUAGGCCUGCACUAGGUUUCCAUUCAGAAACUCGCGUAUGACUUACUGAUGCAUCAAUUCCUUUGAUACUGAUUGAGGCGAGGGAAGGGCAAUUGAUCAUAUACCCUGAGUGCAUUGAUCUGGUCGACAGACGGUCUCGUGCUUUCAGACCGGAGUAAAUCAUCUCGUGUGAUCUGGUGACUCCGAUCAGCCACGCGUGCAGCUUCCUUAUUGUAUUGUUCAUACGAACUUCGCUUUGAAUCAUUUUACGUCGGUUUUAAUGGAAAAAUUUGCCCGUGAAAAUAUGUAAUAUGGCGCCCGCCACUUCGCCUGCUACCGACAGGACGACCGGAUAUGACCCAAAGGAAGAGUUUGCAUUAGACGUUUACCAUGGAAGUCUGUCUGUCAUAGAAACGUGUCAAAUAUGUUAUGGAACGUACCAAUGUACCGUACAGAUCUAUAAAGCAGACUUGUUGUUUACCGCCAUCGAGACAGUGACGUGUCGAAGUUUCUUCUUGACCAAUAGCAUUCCGCGAAGUUACUAUUUAUAGCUCACAAGGUCAUUUGCAUAAGAUAUUGAUGACGUUUUAGUCACGUGACAGUCGGACAUCGACACUUAUUUCUACGCAUUUGAGCUUAUUUCAAAGUCAAUUAUCUUUGACCCUGCAUUGUUUUUAGCAUGAAUGAUACCAUAGAGUCAGAGAGAGAAAUAUUCAGAACAAUUAUGUAGUAUUUCCAACACUCGAACAUGUGCCAGAUUGAAUCUAACUGCCCUAGAUAGAAAGCCUGAAUCCAUUACGAAACCGCAUGUUUGUCCGACAUUGCCUGUAAUUCAGCGAUGGGGAAAUAGAGGGCAGCAGCUGCAGUGACGUCAUCUUCGCGGAAUGCUAUUGUUAGCAAUCUCCCAAUGAGAUGGCUAAUAAAGUCAUUUUCGUUUUUGAAACCGUCAGCGCCCGGUUACAAGGAAACGGUUACAAACGCCGUCAACAAAUGAUGAUGACGGAUGAUGAUAAUGUAAAGGCAUAGAACAAAUUCUAAUAUGUAAAGUCUGAUCACGCACCAAGUGCCCGUAUGUUGAGGUCAACGUGAUGAUGUGCUAGAUGUCAUCCGGGCAUUCAGGAUGAAAAUGGCGAUGGAAAAGCCCCGGAUUGUAUACUUUGAAAGGAUUGGAUAUGACGUGGAAGUUCUCCAGCCGACCAUCGAGAGUAACUCGAUCCGGUCUGUAAGUGAGUGCCUUGUGGUCUGUUUUUGGCUCAUGGAUUGCGCCUCGAUUACAUUUUACACUGAUGUUGGCGCUUCUCGGUGCCAGAUGAGCAGUACAAAAGGAACAUGUUUGGAGAAGGAGCAGGUCGGAGCCAGGCAAGGCGUCUCGAUGUAUCAGAAAAAGGAGAAGUCUCAACUGAACUACGAACGCCCGCGGAGAUUCUCCUUUAGACCGCCUGUGCGUGUGACGAUUAUGAAGAACGAGAUAUUCCAGUUUAUGCUGGACUCGGGAACUAACUUCCUCGGAUUCAUCCACUCUACAAAACCCACCAGGGGCACACUGACCGGUCCCUCGUCAGGAGCUAUAAAGUCUCUCCUAAUCUAUCAGCUUGAAACAGACGGAAAUUAUCGUUUAGUAAAGGUGUUGGCGUGUGGAAUUGAAUUCCAAAAUAUUUGGUCCAAACUCCAUGACAUGGAAGUUACACUACUUGUUCAAACAGGGAGCAGGGAAUCCAGGAAGUUGGUUUAUGACUUAGUUCAUGUUUUGACAUGUAACGUGCGACGAAUAAUCAUACCACAUUGGCAUAUGUGUUCCGAUAUAUAUACUGAACAUUUCCGUCCGCUAUUUCUAAGGAAUAAGGUCAUAGUCGUGUGCGAGGCCAGAAGAACGCGUGGAGGUAAUUUCAUGACAACGUUAUUCAAUAUCACAUGGAUAACCCAGGCGACGGGGAUACUUUCUAAGGAACAGGUUUGGACCAGUCUAUAUCCAUUUUAUAUUUAUAUCACGCCAGAUGGUCGCAUCACGUACGUUGAUUCUCGGUCACAAACUCCAGGCAGCGAUGACGACGGGGAAAACUUCAGACUAGUUCAGAUACUUCCUGUUCCAUUCAUAAGUCAAUUUCUGUUCCGGAAAACCGGGCGAAAGGAAAACGUCCCUGAGUUUGGGUAUAACCGAGAGCGAGGCAUCAUACAUGUUUAUAUCUUUGAUGAUUCCGAGCGACUGACAGCUAUAAAGAUGUUUAGGAUGAAGUGCUGGGUGUCACAUUCUUGGAGUAAUCGUACAAAAUAUGACAAGAGUCUUUGCAAAGAGUUGGAACCUCUGCUCGAUUUGUCGGGUGUCAAUCGCGUAAAUAUGGUUGAAGACACAAUGUUGUUGCUGAGUAGUGGCGACUUCUUGUCUCUGAUUUGUUGGGCGUAUAGGCAAAACUGGGACGGGGACAAUAAGACUGUGGUUUAUAAACUCUUCACGCGCUUCAAACUGGCUGAUUCAGAAUAUGUGUAAUGCCCGUGCGUAAAGCUGCUUUAAGGAUACCUGUUUGGAGGAUGGCUCGACAAUCCAAGCGCUACAUUAGCGAUGACGCCCUGGCGAUUACC
Molecule: messenger RNA, 2667 nt
Organism: Lineus longissimus
Lineage: Eukaryota; Metazoa; Nemertea; Pilidiophora; Heteronemertea; Lineidae
Exons: 3
Coding region: 1211-2575 (454 amino acids)
Source: RefSeq, a predicted model, not a curated record